Messenger RNA from Dendronephthya gigantea, 2203 nucleotides. RefSeq lists its product as uncharacterized. Bases 37 to 1926 code for a protein of 629 amino acids. Lineage: Eukaryota; Metazoa; Cnidaria; Anthozoa; Malacalcyonacea; Nephtheidae. The transcript has 15 exons. The record is from RefSeq and is a predicted model, not a curated record.
UAUUGCGAAGGUUGUACAGCAACGUUGUACAUCAUUAUGUCGGGGCAAAACGUAAAAAAAUGCAUGAACAGUCCCCCUUUUGAAAAUACUUGCGACUUUUCUACGAUUGCUGGGCAUAACAAAAUUCUACAGAGCGAAGGCAUGGACGUGUGGUGUUUAUCCUUGCUGUACACAAGUCAUACUCUUUCAAAAACGAAAGGAAUGUUCGCCGAAGAGAUGCUUCACUAUUACGAAGAAAAUCUUAAGGGAAAGUGUCAAAAACAACAAUCCCGAGAAAUUAUAGGGCAUUGGAAUUCCCUGAAGAAAUCAGUGGAGAACUCGCCAAAAUCUGUGCUGGAGAAGAUCCCGUUGAAGUUUUUCCUUAAACUUAUGGAAGCAUUUGAGGAUGUAGCAAAUAAAAUUAAGAUCAUACAAAUAUUUUGCGAGGUUUGCCCUGGCAUCGCAGAGAACAAUGAUGGCUUCGACAAAGAAAGUGCAACUGCAAAAAUGCCAGUGGUGGACGAGGAAAAUAUUUCUUCGCCGGCAGAAGGGGCUGUUCCAUCAAAAAUUGAGCAAAGCGUGGAUGAAGGAAGCACGAACGUAUCCUGCUCGUCAAAUUCAAGAGUACAUCAAUUAUUGAAGGAAUCAGAGGAACGUGGAUAUGGAAAAGUGGAUGAUGAGGCGUCCACAUCACGACAAGAAAUAUGUACGGAAACCCAAAGUACAGAUGAGGUCGGUGACAAAUGCUGCAAAGCAAUGACAAAUAACGCACAUGGCGUCUGUCAGGCUACGAAGAAGAUUGAAAUGGAAAACGUUCGGUUCCUCGAAGAGAUGAAUGAUGGUGGAUGUGAAGAAAACAAGAGUUUGAGUCAGCAAGAAUGUGGCAUUGUGAAGGACUCGAUGUCUUUUGAAAACGACGCACGUGUGAACGGGGCAAGAGGUUCGCGAAAAGCGACGAAAGCGGUUUCGGCCCAGGCUGAGAACAAGCUAUCUCUCAUUGGAAAUACGAAAAAUCUUGAACUUAGGGACAGAAAGAGGGCCAAAAGCCCUCAACCAGAGAGCGAGGCAUCUUUGAAGUCCGCCCCGAUUAUGGAAACGAAAUCGGAUGACUUUGGUAAUAAAAUAGAGCCUCCUGGAACAUCAGGAAACGACACCUCGUCAAAGAAGGUUCCGGGCUCUAUUGGCAAAGAAAUCUUUUCCCGUCCAAAUUCAGAGAAAAAAGAAGAUUUUCCUAGGAAAGACGUCAAGGAGCCUCUGAAACAAAAUGCGACUGCACAGUCUUCAAAGUUUACAGAAGAAGAACCAUCUUCCAUAGCUAAGGAAAAUACACGAUCUGCAAGCAACGGAGUAUUUUGCGUCUCGAAAGACGCCACAGUCAGUAAGGUUCGCACUGGAGAAAAAGACAGUUCAAUGAAAGAAAUGAUGAUAUCAAAUGAACCAGUGUCAAAUACAGACAUGUUCAGUGAAACAAGAAAAAAAUCGCAAGAACGUCAAUGCAAGGAGUCUAAUAAGGUUUCAUUAUCCAGAGAAGAGGAGUUGACUCUCAAGGGGAAGAGGGCAGCACACGUCGAUGCAAGUGAAAGAGGAAUAAGACCACCAGAAGACAAAAACAAUUCAUGGAGUCAGUUCCCAGCCACAGUGGAAUGUUCUCAAAACCCAUGCAUUUUGUGCAAGCCAUUGGUAGAAAGCGAGCUUACAGAACACAAAAACAAAAUUUCUCGUAUUAAGGCUCAACUAUACAAAACAAGGAAAAGGCACGUGCAGAAAAGCAUCAAAAUCAGGAAGAAAUUCUUUAGACUGGAAAAAGAAAACAAGUCAUUAAAGAAGAGAAACCUUGAACUGAAUGAAAUGAAGAACCUCCUAUGUAAACAAAUUUAUGGCUAUGUAACGAUACUGCAGGAUGUUGAGAAAACCGGCUACUACGACGUCACCAACCCAGGUUUAUAAUAUAGGAGAUGGUUUGUUCCUUUGCUACCACCAAGUCUUCAAAGUAAAUAAUGUAAUUUAGGUAUAUUUAUCCAUUCCGGAAUACGAGUUAUUGCAACUGAGCUAUAUAUUUUACAAUUUAAUGUUAUAUUUUUGCCAUAUUUAAAGACAAUCAGCCAGCAAAAUACUCCCGAAUUUUCCCGAGUACACACAUAUUGUCUUAAAACGAGGCAGUUGAUAUGUACUAGAUUGUCAGUUACACACUCCUUAAAAAAAUUAUAUAUGCAACUAUUCUUAA